Homalodisca vitripennis (glassy-winged sharpshooter) is the source of this 861-nucleotide messenger RNA. RefSeq lists its product as uncharacterized. The record is from RefSeq and is a predicted model, not a curated record. The transcript has 4 exons. Gene Ontology annotation, cellular component: preribosome, small subunit precursor; 90S preribosome; nucleolus. Bases 133 to 798 code for a protein of 221 amino acids. Gene Ontology annotation, biological process: maturation of SSU-rRNA from tricistronic rRNA transcript (SSU-rRNA, 5.8S rRNA, LSU-rRNA). Lineage: Eukaryota; Metazoa; Arthropoda; Insecta; Hemiptera; Cicadellidae.
UGACUUAGUUGAGUCGUGCAAUAACCUAUAAUCUGUGUCGAGUGGUUUAUUGAAGUUGGGCUACAACUAUUAAUAUUAUAACAUCGAUUUUAAUUAAUGAAACAGUAGAGGUACAUCUCACAUAUACUAAGGAUGGGAAAAAUUAAAAGAGAACGUCAAAAACUUCAUCACUCCAGUGGGAGAAAGAAGCCAGAAGAUGUGACAGUAACUGAAGAAUUUGAGCAGAAAUCAGUUGGAAAAAGUCCACUUUUGAAAAGUGCUGAAGAAUUUGCAGCAAUACCAGACAAUUUGUUUGAAGGGAUAGACAUCAACUUUGACAACUUGAAGCAGAAACUGACAGAAGACGAUAGAGUGAGUUUAAAAUCCAUUGCAAAAUCAUGCAAGUAUGACAGCAAAGGAAAAUUGUUGACAAAAAAAGAAAAACAAAAGAUCAAGCAUGAUCUGUUUAUGAGAAAAAUAAACACAGCUCAGCAACUAAAAAAGGAAGCACUUCAAAAACACAAGAAGAGGAAAGGCUUGAGGAAGAGUAACACCCAGCUGGACACUUCCAUUGAGCUGCCACUAAACACACAGAGGUCAUCUGAGGGCAUGAGUGAGACUAGUACCAAGCAAGUCAAAAGUAUCAAAUCCAAGGGUGUGAAGAAGGCGAAAGUGAGGCAGAGAGAAAUGCUGCAAGAUGUAUCAUGUUUUCGCAAGAUUCUAACCAACAUCCAGCUUACUGAAGAUCCUGAUCUUGCGUUUAACUAUUGUCUCAAACAAGUGAGAUCUGAGAUACCUUUAAGUGAAGCUCCGAGAUAGUUAACAGUAACUUUUUAACACCAUGUAUAUAUAUAAAUAUAUAUUAAUAUUUAUGUAAGUAAU